Messenger RNA from Trichoplax adhaerens, 771 nucleotides. RefSeq lists its product as uncharacterized. The coding region runs from base 1 to 771 and encodes 256 amino acids. The transcript has 8 exons. Gene Ontology annotation, biological process: protein phosphorylation. The record is from RefSeq and is a predicted model, not a curated record. Gene Ontology annotation, molecular function: ATP binding; protein kinase activity. Gene Ontology annotation, cellular component: cytoplasm. Lineage: Eukaryota; Metazoa; Placozoa; Uniplacotomia; Trichoplacea; Trichoplacidae.
AUGGACGAUUAUCAUGUUCUUGGUAUCAUAGGGGAGGGCUCGUUCGGUAAAGUCUUUAAAGGACGUAAAAAAUACACCGGUCAGGUGGUCGCAAUGAAAUUUAUUCCUAAGAUUGGACGCAGUACUAAGGAACUGAUGAAUUUACGACGCGAAAUAGAGAUAAUGCGAAAUCUAUCGCAUAACAACAUUAUUGCCUUACUAGAUUCCUUUGAAACGAAUAAGGAGAUAUGUGUUGUGACAGAAUAUGCUGAUGGUGAGCUCUUUCAAAUUCUAGAAGAUGAUAAUCGUCUAAUGGAAGAUCAGAUUCGUACUAUCGCUAAGCAGUUGGUAUCUGCAUUAUAUUAUCUGCAUUCCAAUCGUAUAUUGCAUCGCGAUAUCAAACCUCAAAAUAUUUUACUUUGCAAGAAUGGAAUCAUUAAGCUGUGCGACUUCGGAUUCGCUCGUGCUAUGAGUAUUAAUACAUUCGUUUUGACGUCCAUAAAGGGUACACCAUUGUAUAUGUCUCCCGAAUUAGUAGAAGAGAAACCGUACGAUUAUAAGACCGAUUUAUGGUCAUUAGGGUGUAUCUUAUAUGAAUUACACAAGGGUGAACCGCCAUUUUAUACUAACAGUAUAUUUCAGUUAGUUAGUAAGAUUGUGAAGGUAGACUUAAAUGCGAUGCACAGAAUAACUACUGACUUUUUACAAGGUUUAUUGCAGAAAGAUGCCGGACUUCGCCUUAAAUGGCCAGAUUUAUUGUGUCAUCCAUUCUUGCAGUUUGAAAAUGGUUAG